AUGGAACCAACUACAAAAAAGAGGAAGUUGGCUCCCAAGGUCAACGCUUCGUCGACCCCCAAUUGCUCGCCUGCCGUGCCUGCUACUGCAGCUGCUGCUGCUGCCGCCGCCGUCGCUGCCACUACUGGCCAGCACCCCAACGAACCUUCGCUUUCACAGAGCCAGCUCUAUCCGGCCCAUGAUGCGCCGCUUUCCGAACGUCAAGACUUUGAAUCCUUUGCCCGACAUCUUCAAGAUGCUGCCAUGUUGAUUCAGCGUCAAACCGAAAGGCCGCCAUAUGCUGAUGUUUCCGUUUUGCUGUUGAGCUGGGAGGAGGAUCGUUCUGUGGAUGACGACGUAGCCGCCUUUGAACAAUUACUGCAAGAUAAAUACAACUACGCCACGCAACGAUGGCAGAUCCCCACCGUACCAAACCCAAGCAUCAAGCUCGGCGUACAGAUGGCAUCUUUUCUUGAAAAUGCCCGGCCGAAACACUUGUUGAUAAUAUACUAUGCGGGACACGGCUAUGUUGGUGUCGAUGGCCAUGUGUACUGGGCUUGCAAUGGCCGUGAAGAUGCCGCCAAGCUCAAGUGGGAUGGAGUGAGGUGUUUGUUCGAAGAUGCGCAGUCCGAUAUUCUUCUGCUCCUAGAUUCCUGUGCAACAACUGAUCCUCCUACCGCAGGUAGCCAUGGCAUAAAACAGGGCAUCGCCGCCUCCACCCCUGAACAUGGCUCAAGGGAACAGGGCAGUCACUCUUUCACGGCUAAUUUAAUUGAAGCCCUACAGAAAUUACAUUGCGGACGUCCCUUUAGCGUCAAUCGCCUCUACGAGGAACUCGUGGCACAGAGGCAGCCCCAAAACGCACAAGUUGCCAGAACUCAGACCACCAAUCCAGGCGCGCCCCUGCAAAGCCGAUUGCCACUGUUAUUCACCCUGACGCCAGGUAAAAGCCAGCAUCUCACCAUGGCACCUUUGCCGUCGCGGCGGCUCACUGGACCGACUCAAAACGGCGGUGAAGCGUCCGAGGGCCAGGUCGCUCGAGUACGCGAGGAUCAGCUUAUUGAUCCGGAGUCUGCAGCCGACAUCCGAUUUGACGAAGCUCGCGUACUGGUUUGUACGACAUUCGUUGGCGAUGCCAGUACCGACAUGUCAUAUUUCAAUCAAUGGCUCCAAGAUACGCCACCGCUUGCUUCUAAGAUUGCGGUGGAGGGAAUGUUCCUGGGUCCGCCAACCAUGCUUCUCAUUUCCAUGCCCCAUUCGAUAUGGACUGUCGUACAGCACGACAAAGUAUGCUGCUUCCUUGGAUACGUGAGCUCACACAAUAUGCUUCAUCUGUAUGAAAGACUGGUUGGGCCGACCGACGUUCGGCCGUCUGCGAAGGAGGUUGAGGACGGCAGAAUACUGUUGGAGGCGAGGGAACUAGCAGCCGGUACACCUGCGAGGGCGGCACAUCGGCGAGACGCUGACGAACACCAUGAUCACCUUUUCCACUCCUCUGCUACUCGGGAACACCCGGGAUCGCUGGCGCAAAGCAGCUCGUCACCGGCGACGUUCAGCCUGGGAACCCAAAAGCCCAAGAACGAAGUGGAAGACUCGGCGGAAAUGCAGGAAGCAGCAGAGCAACUAAAGGCUUUAAGCCAUGUGCGCCAUCGAAGCGACGAGGCGAACAAUGUGGCGGAGAGAGCCCGAACUAACUUGCCGGAUGGGUUGUCAAACGAGACACAUCGAUUGCCUCAAGACACGAGCGACGUCGCGGUUGAUGAUUCGGCAAUGCUGAUGGAUAUUAAACUGACACCUAAUUCAAAAUCCAAGGGUCCUCGGCGAUCCGUCUUUAAGCAAGAGUAUCGAUGCAAUCAUUGUAGUCAUGCCCCAUUUAAAGAUUCGUCGUCGCUUCGCAAGCAUAUUGCUGCUGCGCACACGAGGCCGUUUCCUUGCGCGUUUUCCUUUGCCGGCUGUACAAGUACAUUUGGAUCCAAGAACGAGUGGAAGCGGCAUAUCGCCUCCCAGCAUCUCUGCUUGCAGUACUACCGCUGUUCUGCAUGCCCGCAGACGGCAGCAGAAGGCAAGGGCAACGAAUUCAACCGGAAAGACCUCUUUACUCAACACUUGCGUCGAAUGCAUGCCCCAUUACAAAUCAGGCGAGCAGUAUCACAGGGAGACGGGCAGCUGCAAUCAAAUUGGGAUGCGCAAGUCAAGGAGAUGCAACAAUCCUGCCUAGUGACACGACGCCAACCACCGCAGCGAGCAUCAUGUCCCAAACCAGACUGCCGAAAGGAGUUUGAUGGGGCGAGUGCAUGGGAUGAAUGGACAGAGCACGUUGGACGCCACAUGGAAAAGGGAGAAGGGCCUGUGCUUGGAGCGGAUGGGCUACUGGCGCAGUGGGCUUUGGACGAAGGAAUCAUCGAACUCAAGGGCGAUGGAGGUUAUCGAUUAUGUGCCGCCAACGGACUGCUCGGGACGUCGCAAAGCAGCUCGGGGCCAGUGCUAGACCGAAAGGACUCAAUGACUAUGUCGUUUGCCACGGACUCAUCGCAACUUGAGGAUACGUUGAUGGAGGAUUCGAAAUCAGGUGAUGGCGAGGUCGAUGCGAGCCAUGUGACCGCGGUGUAG
Molecule: messenger RNA, 2589 nt
Organism: Metarhizium album ARSEF 1941
Lineage: Eukaryota; Fungi; Ascomycota; Sordariomycetes; Hypocreales; Clavicipitaceae
Product: Zinc finger, C2H2-like protein
Exons: 4
Coding region: 1-2589 (862 amino acids)
Molecular function (GO): DNA-binding transcription factor activity
Source: RefSeq, a predicted model, not a curated record